GCCAUGGAGUUGGACAACAGCACUGGCCAGUACCUGGGCUCCGUGCCCACCACCUGCAUCUACCAUGAGAAUUUCAAGCAGCUCCUCCUGCCUCCUAUAUACUCAGUGGUGCUGGUUGCUGGCUUGCCACUCAAUGCCUGUGUCAUUAUCCAGAUCUGCAUGUCCCGCCGGGCACUGACCCGCACAGCCGUGUACACCCUGAACCUGGCCCUGGCUGACCUGCUCUAUGCUUGCUCCCUGCCUCUGCUCAUCUAUAACUACGCCCAGGGUGACUACUGGCCCUUCGGUGACUUCGCCUGCCGCCUGGUCCGAUUCCUCUUCUAUGCCAACCUGCACGGCAGCAUCCUCUUCCUCACUUGCAUCAGUUUUCAGCGUUACCUGGGUAUCUGCCACCCUCUGGCCAUCUGGCACAAACGAGGAGGUCGCCGAGCUGCCUGGCUAGUAUGUGGGGCUGUGUGGCUGGCCGUAACUGCCCAGUGCCUGCCCACAGCUGUCUUUGCCAUGACUGGCAUCCAGCGUAACCGCACUGUCUGCUAUGACCUGAGCCCGCCCUCCCUGGCCACCCGAUACAUGCCCUAUGGCAUGGCCCUCACAAUCAUCGGCUUCCUACUGCCCUUUACUGCCCUAUUGGCUUGCUACUACUCCUUGGCCCGCCACCUGUGCCGCCAAGAUGGCCCAGAAGGACCCGUGGCCCAGGAGCGGCGUGGUAAAGCAGCCCGUAUGGCGAUGGUGGUGGCCGCUAUCUUUGCCAUCAGUUUCCUGCCUUUCCACAUCACCAAGACUGCUUACCUGGCAGUGCGCUCAACGCCUGGGGUCCCCUGCUCCAUGCUGGAGACCUUUGCAGCCGCCUACAAGGGCACCAGGCCCUUUGCCAGCGUCAACAGCAUGCUGGAUCCCAUCCUCUUCUACUUCACUCAGAAAAAGUUCCGCCGGCGGCCACAAGAACUACUGCAGAAACUCACAGCCAAGUGGCAGGGCAGGAUCACUGAGCCUAUGGAGGCAGGACACAUAGGGCCUGGGCAACCUUCAAGUCCACAAUUGUGCCCAAUGCAGCAGAAGACUCACCAACCCCAAACCAUCAUGUCUACCAUUGUGUUCAAUGCAGCAGAAGCCUCACCAGCCCCAAAUCACUCAGAGAAAGAAUCAGUGGUCAGCUCAGCUGGACAUAAAGUGAGGUCUCCUACAGAUCCUAAAAUCUCACCAGUAACUAUUUCUUGA
Messenger RNA from Chrysochloris asiatica (Cape golden mole), 1218 nucleotides. RefSeq names its product pyrimidinergic receptor P2Y, G-protein coupled, 6 (gene P2RY6). Gene Ontology annotation, molecular function: G protein-coupled UTP receptor activity; G protein-coupled ADP receptor activity; G protein-coupled UDP receptor activity. Gene Ontology annotation, biological process: cellular response to pyrimidine ribonucleotide; G protein-coupled receptor signaling pathway. The transcript has a single exon. NCBI's taxonomy places the organism in Eukaryota, Metazoa, Chordata, Mammalia, Afrosoricida, Chrysochloridae. The record is from RefSeq and is a predicted model, not a curated record. The coding region runs from base 4 to 1218 and encodes 404 amino acids. Gene Ontology annotation, cellular component: plasma membrane.